Messenger RNA from Epinephelus moara (kelp grouper), 3648 nucleotides. RefSeq names its product ataxin 7 like 3a (gene atxn7l3a). The transcript has 14 exons. NCBI's taxonomy places the organism in Eukaryota, Metazoa, Chordata, Actinopteri, Perciformes, Serranidae. Gene Ontology annotation, biological process: positive regulation of DNA-templated transcription; regulation of transcription by RNA polymerase II. The record is from RefSeq and is a predicted model, not a curated record. The coding region runs from base 320 to 1411 and encodes 363 amino acids. Gene Ontology annotation, molecular function: transcription coactivator activity. Gene Ontology annotation, cellular component: DUBm complex; SAGA complex.
CCUUCCCUAUCGGCCUCCUCGGUGUCAGGCGGGUUUGUAACGUUAAUUUAACUGACACCGGCGACAACAAACAUUUUAACCCAGGAUUUUUUCCUUUACCUGUGAUAAAAUGACGGAUGUUAUUCCAGACGAAGCUUCUUAUUAACGUAUGUCAAUGUGGACUGACACGGUAAUGUUGCCUCCCUCGGAGAAACUGCCUGUUCUCACGGAGUUUUCGGCAUGUCAGGGGUGAAGACACAUCUGCCACAAGUUUCAUUGUCUGUUUUAAAAGUCAGCAUUUCGUUACCUUGCAGUCAAGAUUUCCCACACAGAUUUUCAAAUGAAAAUGGAGGAUAUGCCCCUGUCAGGCCCAGACAACACCAGGCUGGAGGCCUUGGCCCAUGACAUCUACUCUGAGCUGGUGGAAGAUGCCUGUUUGGGCCUGUGUUUUGAAGUCCAUCGUGCUGUGAAACAGGGCUACUUCUUCUUGGAUGAAACAGACCAAGAGAGCAUGAAGGAGUUCGAAAUCAUAGACCAGCCAGGAGUGGACAUAUUUGGCCAAGUGUACAAUCAGUGGAAAAACAAAGAGUGUGAGUGCCCAAACUGCAAAAGACUGAUAGCAGCUUCUCGCUUUGCCCCGCACUUGGAGAAGUGUCUCGGCAUGGGACGCAACAGCAGUCGCAUUGCCAAUCGCAGGCUAGCCAGCAAUAACAACAUGAGCAAAUCAGAGAGUGAUCAGGAAGACAAUGAUGACCUCAAUGAUAACGACUGGUCCUACGGGGCAGAAAAGAAAGCCAAGAAGAGAAAGUCAGAUAAGAGUCAAAAUUCUCCAAGAAGAUCCAAAUCUUUAAAACACAAAAAUGGUGAACUUGGGAGCAGCAUCAGUUUAGAGCCUUACAAGUAUAACUAUAAUACUGGCAUCAGUUAUGAAAGUUUAGGCCCGGAUGAAGUCAGAUCCCUUUUAACAACGCAAUGUGGGGUGAUCUCUGAGCACACCAAGAAGAUGUGUACCAGGUCUCAGCGAUGUCCCCAGCACACGGACGAACAGAGGAGGGCCGUCAGGGUCUUCCUACUGGGGCCGUCCGCGCCGUCGCUGCUCGAUGCAGACGCUGUGGUUGAGAGCGACAAUUUUGACAUUCCAGAUGGACAGACGCUGAUGAGCCGCCUGCAGUGGGAGGACUCACCUGAUAUUUCACCCACUGACUCUGCCUCAUCCAAAGCCAGCACCAACCAUUCAGAUUCCAGGAGGCCUAAGAAGAAGAAGAGGACGUCUCUCGGUUUGAACAGUGGAGGAGGAGGAAGUGGAGGAGGCAGUCUGACUGGAGGCAGCAGCAGCAGCAGCUCUCAGAGUAAUAUCAGCUUAUCGACCAAAAAAAAGAGGCCUAAACUCUCAGCACUUUCUAUUUCCAGUAUCUAUGAUGACUUAAACUAGCGUGUGUCAGCCCUGUGUGUCAGAGCAGCUCUCACCUCCUCUAUUAAGUCCCUCCGUUCAUACCUGCAUUUACAGGCCUGGACAUGGUGGGACGAAACUUGACUUAGUAGUUCUUACUCAUACAGCCUUGACAAGAAAGUGAAUUAUAUUAACAUUGCUCCUUCUGUAGUGUGAACACAGUGUUUAAAAUGAUGUGGUUCAGAGUCCAGUCAGAGUAUCUGGGGGAACUCAUUGGAAAAAUUGCACCUCAAAGCAGACUUUACCUUCUGCUUAUUCCAGUAAUGUCCGACAGUUUGAUUGACACAGAAAGCUACUGUCACCCUAAGAUAGGAGGCAGUGUCUUGACAGCGUUGCGUCCUCAUGAAGCCUCCAGCAGUGAAUCAGAUAUUGUAUCCAUGUGCCGAUGAAGUCACCUUAGUUGCCGUCAUUGUGUCCAGGCAGGUAUUUCAAUUUACACUGUCACAUUAUACGGCCAAAGGCAUGUGUGCACACGAACAUUACACCCAUCCAGUACGUGAUUGUUGAAUAUGUCAUUCCCAUUUAGCCUUAGUGAGGUUGGCCACAGAUGUUGGGUGAUCAGGUCUGGCCCACAGUCGGUGUUCCAGUUUAUCCCAGAGGUAUUGGAUUGUGUCUAUGGUCUGGCACCUGGCCCCUACCUAUUUUCAAAGCACUGUCCUCACUCAGUGCCAUGCCUAGGCAUGUCUCAAAUAUUACAAAAUAAGAAACUAUAGGCAGCGGGCAGGGUCUGUGCAGAUAAAUGCACCGCCAUAAGUGGGAUUUAUACUUGUGCGGCACACCCUACGCUGUAGCUACGCCGUUGUGGGCAUCUAUACUUGUGCGGUGGUGUGUUUGUGUCACUCUGCAGUUACACCUCCGAAACACUAGUCUGCAGCUGGGUUUCUGUGAAGUGCUGUAAAGUUUAGUUGAUUCGAAACACACAUGAAACAUGGCUUAAUAGAGACAAUUUCAAACACAAGUACGCAAAUCAGCUUCACUAUAACUCGCAGCACUCACAGACAAACACUUGUCUUUAUCUGGACACAUUUUCCCCCCAAAUACAACAUGCUAAUGUUUUUAGCACAAGCCUGUGGAAUUUUACAUUGUAUAAAUUAGCCUAGCUGCUAGCAGACUUUUCCUCUACUCAUAUGAAGCCGAGACAACAGCAACAUUCAACAAAGGUAAUGUUACAAAAUUCAGCUCCAUUACAGCUCACAAAACAACUGUCUUAUACUUAACACAUUUUCCAAACAAAUAUAAGAUGCUAACGUUAUUAGCACAAGCCUAUGGCAUUUAACAUUAUAUAAAUUAGCCUAGCGACGAAGCUCUAAGUUGCAAAGCCUACGCUGUGGAUACAGCGUCAAUUCAGUGCAGACGUAUAAAUUCCACCAUACACUUUAAGUGGGUCACAAACAAUGAUUGAGAGUGAUUACUUUUGUAUGAGUCUCUACAUUCUUUUAGGAAAUCCUGUGCAGUUUAUCUUUAAAAAGACACCACAAAUGUCCAUUUUCACAGCGGCCGUUAUGACAUGACAUAGCAGGGAACUUGUGGGUGUAAUUAAUAUUAUUAAAGGUGCUGCACUCCAUUUAGCUGUCCUAAUUUCAGGGCCCUGCUCAGUGGCAGGGUUUACUGAUGCACUUCAAUGCAGCACAGCUAUCAUUAAGGAAUUAAUUGCACAUGUGCUUUUCCUGCCAUCACAGGACAAAAUGUCUGCUCUAAAAAGGCUCAUUACGAGUCUUUAUUUGUUUAUCCUUUUCUGAAAAUGCAUACUGCUUAUUUAUGAGCUUUUUGUUGCUUGUAGUCGGCUGAGAACUCUUGAAAUUGUCUCUCUGAAACCCUCAGGUACUCUGUCAUUGUUGGUGGUCCUGCGACCUGUCUCUCUUUUGGCUCUGUGUUCAUUUAACUCUAUUUUGAGGAGACAUGCUUUCAGUUCAGCACUUGACACGCGUUUACUGGAGUACUCAUCGGUGGCUUUUUAAUUCUAGCAUUGUAUUGCACAGUUGUGUGUGUGUGUGUGUGUGUGCGCCUUUGUAUGCUGACUUGCUUCAGUGUGAACGUCACUUUUUCGCGUAGUGUGUGUGUGUGGGGUUAGAGGGAAUGUGUGUGAUCUAUUUCUAUUUUCAUAAAACUAUGCAUCAUAGAAUGUGAUUGUGAAAGUAUGUGUGCCAUUUUGAAAUAUUUAACUUCUUUUUGUUUACAUCAACAAUAUAUUAAAGUUUUUAUUUGUCACUGCCUAUAAA